AAAAGUUUAAAGACAUAUUUAUAGCCAUAUUCCCCUGUGUCAGAGGUCUCUCUCUGAAAACGUGCAGAGGAUGUAUAAAAAAGAAAAGCAGAACACAAUACGACUGCAGUUAGUACACACCUAAUGGGGAGGAAAAAAAACCUUGUAAAACAUCCCUUGUGAAUGUGGAUCCCAAUACAUUGGAGAAAUUCAGCAAAAAAAGUUAGAAUUUAGGAGCAUAAUAGAUACACAAAACUGUAAUAACAAUUUAACGGUAAUAUCUUCUCAUGUUGUAUGAAGAAUGAAAUAAUGGGAUAUAAACCACACAUAAUAAAAAAAAUUUAAAAAAAGCCUUCUACACCUACCAAACUGAUAACCACUUCAUGACACUCAGUUCAAAAUUCAAAUAAGGUGGUUAAUACAAGUCCUAUUGGGGGGAAAUUCUGUAUGAAUGAAGGGGGUAGUGUAGCACAGUGGCUAGUGCUUUGUGGUUGGAAGUUUGCGAGUUCAGUGCCUGCUUGUGACAUGUUGUAUCCUCGAACAAGACACUUUAUCUUAUGUACCAUCUUAGCUUGGAUUUGUCUUGACGAUAGAUAGUUCACCAGCCUUAGCAUCAAGAAGAAUCGAGAUUGAAUCCCGGCCGUGGUCAUUCUCGGGACUUGUCUGAUAACUACAGCAGACUAGAAACUGAAAUGUAGGAUUAAAACUAGUUACUAAUUAGUAGCUACUUAUAAAAAUAUAAAUUAACUAAUUAUUAAUCAUACUUUGGUGAUUGUACAGAUUACUAACCAUUAACAUAGAGGUGAUGUACAGAAACUGGUGGUGUUUUGUUGUGAAGUAAGAGGUUAAUAACACAUUUACAUGUAAAAGUUCUAUUUCUGUAGUCACGUGAGUAAUUUGAUUUUGAGUUUAGGAAAGUGGCUUCCAGCAGAAGAGAAGCGGCUUGCAGAUUCCGUGUAUGAGUUAUCGAAUGCUUUCCCUGGGGAGAUGAUCUCUUCAGGACUGUCUUGGGCUGCUGUUGCAGAGAGAGUUGGUACCCGAUCUGAGAAACAGUGUCGCACCAAGUGGCUGAAUUACCUUAACUGGAAAGAAGCUGGAGGUGUGGAAUGGACUAAGGAAGAUGACAUGACUCUUAUUUGCAGAGUAUAUGGUCUUGGUGCUACAGAUGAAAGCCAUGUAGACUGGGCAGAGUUAGCUAAAGGUUGGUCAAGUGUUCGAUCUCCUCAGUGGUUGAGAGGUAAAUGGUGGGCUCUCAAAAGACACGUUCCUGAUGCCAAUAAGCUUCCUUUCCCUGAGAACUGUGAUUAUCUGUACAACCAUUACGCUGAGAAAAUCCGGUUGAAAGAAGAAGCAGCUAAAGCAAACCUGGCAUCAGUAGCUCCUCAUGCCAUUUCUGUAGUUGACACUCAUCCUGCACGUGUUAUUUCUCGUCAGACACCAAAUAUUUUAAGAAGUGUUGUUACAACACCACUAGCAGUUCCGUUACAGACUGUAGCAUCUGCUCCUGCCCCUCAAGCUUUGACUACCACCAUCCCAGUUCACUCAUUGGCUACUACCACAAUUGCUCCUCCCACUACAAUCACUGCUAUUGAUCCAUCAGCAGCUGCCAUUGCUGCUUCUUCGAUGGGAGUUCCACCUAUCAUGCAAACCCUAGAAGUCAUGCCACAGACUGUUCAGCUCACACCUACAUCAACCCCACAAACAUUCUUAUUAGCUCAUUCGCCACAACUGACCAUCCCGUUCACUACGUCUGUCACUCCAAAUCAAAUUAUCAUUCAUGCUGUUGCA
Messenger RNA from Limulus polyphemus (Atlantic horseshoe crab), 1767 nucleotides. RefSeq names its product cyclin-D-binding Myb-like transcription factor 1. The transcript is spliced from 5 exons. The annotation marks the transcript as partial. Gene Ontology annotation, biological process: regulation of transcription by RNA polymerase II. Lineage: Eukaryota; Metazoa; Arthropoda; Merostomata; Xiphosura; Limulidae. The record is from RefSeq and is a predicted model, not a curated record. Gene Ontology annotation, cellular component: nucleus. Gene Ontology annotation, molecular function: RNA polymerase II cis-regulatory region sequence-specific DNA binding; DNA-binding transcription factor activity, RNA polymerase II-specific.